Molecule: messenger RNA, 3171 nt
Organism: Daldinia decipiens
Lineage: Eukaryota; Fungi; Ascomycota; Sordariomycetes; Xylariales; Hypoxylaceae
Product: SNF2 family N-terminal domain-containing protein
Exons: 2
Coding region: 1-3171 (1056 amino acids)
Cellular component (GO): cytoplasm
Molecular function (GO): ATP-dependent chromatin remodeler activity; metal ion binding; ATP binding
Source: RefSeq, a predicted model, not a curated record
AUGCCGCCGUUGUCUUUACAUGCCGAAAGUAGGUCGAAUCGUCAAAGUGUGCGGCCGGAACGCCAACUGUCGACUUCUGUAGCCCGAGCUACAGAUAACGCUGGGCCUGACCUGUUCGAUCAAGAAAACCACCAGCCGACACUUAACAAACAGACAGCUGUAGAUCAGCCUAGACAGGCCGGCGAGGCUCGCAUAUCUGAAACAACGCAGCUAGAGCAACGAGCGAAUCGAGACGUAGAGAGUGUCGAAGAAACCAUUCGCCAAGAACGAUUGAGGCGUCAGCCACAAGAGCAGCCGCGACAAACACAAAGCCAAGGCAGAGAAAAGCGAAAGAAGAUGAAUCAAGCAAGAUCUUUCGGUGACUCUCUACCUGUCGCUGCAAACGCGUUCAGAACCGCACGCGAAAUGUAUCAAGAAUCCGAGUCAUCGGCGAGCGCCCUCGACCAAGGUCAAUCGUACUACCCAUGCGAACUUGAAGGUGGGCCUCUAAACCUUGCUGCUAUCGUUCGAGGGUUAGGUUCCUAUAGCGAUGAUGAUUAUGAUGACGAUAGCGACGAUGGUGUCAGACAUGGCAGAAAUACCUACCCGCAACCAGCGAAAUCAGGGGAAUUGCAGGAGAAAGAAAUACAGAAUUUCUUGACAAUGCCAGAAAUCGACAUUUCUCCGGAACAGCGAAAGAGCACGCCGGCUUCGAUGUCCUGUACCCUAAUGGAACAUCAGAAGGUUUGUCUGACUUGGUUGAUACAGCAGGAAGAAGAUAUCCACAAGAAGGGGGGUAUUCUAGCAGAUACCAUGGGCCUUGGUAAGACUGUUCAAGCACUGGCCUUGAUUUUAGCACGCCCUUCAAAAGACCGCAUUCACAAAACAACAUUGAUUAUCGCUCCGCUCUCCCUCCUCAAACAAUGGGAGAGGGAAAUUCAGACCAAGGUCAAACCAGCCCAUAAGCUGAAAACUGUCAUAUUGCAUGGUCAGAUGAAGCGCGGAAUGACUGUUCCUAGACUCCUCACCUACGACGUCGUCCUAACCACCUACGGAACCAUCAUCUCCGAGUAUAAAAGCCUGUCAAGUAUGAAGAAGAAACCGCUAAUACUAGCUAAUAAUGUCAUCUUCCAUCGAAUCAUUCUCGAUGAAGCCCACUCCAUUAAAAACAGACAGGCUAAAGCUUCAGUAGCUGUGUCCAGGAUUAAGUCAACUUACAGACUUUGUAUGACGGGGACACCGUUCAUGAACAAAGCUGAGGAAAUAUUUCCACUUAUCCGUUUUCUUCGUAUUAAGCCUUAUAGUGAAUGGGAUGCAUUCAACAAGGAAAUCAAUAGGCCGCUGAAGAGUUGGAAUGAUAACCUCCACGAUAGCGCCUUGAGGAAGCUACAGGCUCUAUUCAGGAGUAUAACCCUGCGGCGGACUAAGACGAGCAUGCUUGACGGCAAACCCAUCCUCCAGCUACCGGCACUCGUGAAAGAAGAGGCUACAACUAAGUUCAAUAAGGACCAGCAGGACUUUUACGACGCUCUCGAACAGAAACAGCGACUCAAAGUGAACGAGUUCAUCAAGGCCGGGACGAUAAUGAGGCAGUAUAGUUACAUUCUUGUAUUACUACUGCGCCUACGUCAAGCCUGCUGUCACCCACAUUUGAUAAAGGAUUUCGGUAUUCCGGAGGGCAUACAACUUUCGUCGGAGGAAAUGCGUCGACUCGCCCUGAGGCUCAAACCUAACGUCGUGAGGAGGCUCAAAGCACAGACUGAAUUUGAAUGCCCGCUCUGCAACGAAGCGACUGAAAACCCCCUCAUAAUAUACUCCUGUGGUCAUUCGAUCUGCAGUACUUGUUUUUCUGCCAUGAUGGAGAUCCGAGAUCCGAAUUCCGAACAGCAGAAUAUUUGCCCGCAUGAAAAUUGCGAUUCGGAAAUCAACCCCGAGCGGAUCAUCUGCCACUUUUCUUUCGUAGAAGCACAUACGCCUGAGAAGCUUGGAUUGGACGACAGUGAUGACUCGGAUGAUGAUUCGGACGGGUUCGAAAGUGUAGAGGACUCGGAUGAUGACGUAGAUGCACGCGGAAACUUGAAGGGCUUCAUCGUAUCGGGAGACGAGGACGAAGAGGAAGACGAAGAAGACGAAGAAGUUGAAGAGGAAGAAGAACAGAAAGAAAAAGAAGAUAGUUCGGAUGUAGGAGAUGAUUCUACUUCUCAAAAGGCAAAGCCUAUACAGCCCGAGGUCUCUACUGAUGCGAUAUGGAAGGACGUUUCUGCCAACAAGGAGUUCCUAAAUGAAAACCCCGCAGAAGACUCCGAUGAUGAUUCUCUAAUGUCCCUGGAGAAAAUCUGGAAACAAGUUGAAGCAAUGAAGUACACCGGUAAAGAUAAAUCUGAACAGUCCAAGAAACGCAAAGCCCCGUCCGACUCGGUAUCAGACGUUGGUGCGGAUGUAAAGAAAGCAUCUCAGACCGGGGGUAAGCGAAAACGUCCUAAUCAUGAGAAUGUUGCCAGGUCAAAGAAGAGGAAGACGAACACGAACAGCGCGGUCAGCAGGAAGCGGCAUCGAAAUGGGAAGACUAAGUUCACCUCUAUGGCAGCUCUGAAGAAAGCCAGCUCAAGCAAUGCCGCCGCGAAGGCGAAAUAUCUAAAACGUCUCAGGAAGGAUUGGGUCCCAAGUGCCAAAAUUACCAAGACGAUGGAGAUAUUGUCCGCAAUUAGAGAGAAGGAUCCUAAGGAAAAGACGCUCAUCUUUAGUUUGUGGACAUCCUUCCUUGACUUGCUUGAGAUUCCCAUGCACGACCAAGGCUUCAAUUAUACGCGCUAUGACGGAACAAUGCAUCAUGACGACCGAGAUGCCGCCGCGAAGAAGUUUAUGAACGACCCUGAGGUGCAGAUCAUGCUGGUCAGCUUGUCGGCUGGCAAUGCAGGGCUGAACCUCACGGCAGCAACCCAGGUCAUCAUACUCGAACCCUUCUGGAAUCCAUUUGUUGAGGAGCAGGCCGUUGACCGUGCUCAUCGUAUCGGCCAAAAAAAGGAGGUCACUGUCCACCGUGUCUUGAUCGAUGGGACGGUCGAAGAUCGCAUCCGCGAGCUACAGGAGAAGAAACGUAGGCUAGUCAAUGCGGCCCUUAGCGAGGAGGGCGCCCGAGGUGUUGGCCGGUUGAGCCUUUCGGAAUUGAGGGGCCUAUUCGGUCUUCGCUAA